GUUGACAAAGCCCCGCAGGGAAGGACGCCUCGCGGCGCGGCGCCCCGGGCCCCUCGCCCCGCCGCCCCGGGACCCCGGCCCCGGCCUCCAGCCCCUGGACUCGACCCCUCCUCCCGCGCUGCCUCCGGACACCCGCCUCGGCGCCGGUCCUGGCCCGAGCCGCCCGCGCCCAGGUAGCGCCGCCCCGUCCCGAGGCCGGGCCCGGGGGCGCGGGGCGCCGGGGUGCGGCGCCCGGGGCGGCGAUGACCGCGCAGCGCGUCCCGCGGGCCCGGCCCUGAGCCCCGCUGCCUGCCUGCCCCGCCGAGGUCCGGACGGGCCAAGAUGACGCCCAGCCCCACGUUGUUGCUGCUGCUGCCGCCGCUGCUGCUGGGGGCCCUCCCGCCGGCCGCCGCCGCCCGAGGCCCCCCAAGGAUGGCAGACAAGGUGGUUCCAAGGCAGGUGGCCCGGCUGGGCCGCACUGUGCGGCUGCAGUGCCCCGUGGAGGGAGACCCACCGCCGCUGACCAUGUGGACCAAGGAUGGCCGCACCAUCCAUGGCGGCUGGAGCCGCUUCCGGGUGCUGCCCCAGGGCCUGAAGGUGAAGGAGGUGGAGCGGGAGGACGCCGGCGCCUAUGUGUGCAAGGCCACCAACGGCUUCGGCAGCCUCAGCGUCAACUACACCCUCAUCGUGAUGGAUGAUACUGGCGCAGGAAGGGAGCAUCUGGGGCAUGACGGUGCCUCCGGGGGCCAGGAGGAUGCAGCCAGCAAGCAGUGGGCACGGCCCCGCUUCACGCAGCCCUCCAAGAUGAGGCGUCGUGUGAUCGCUCGGCCUGUGGGCAGCUCCGUGCGGCUCAAGUGCGUAGCCAGUGGGCACCCACGGCCCGACAUCAUGUGGAUGAAGGACGACCAGGCCCUGACGGGCCUGGAGGCCGGGGAGCACAGGAAGAAGAAGUGGACACUGAGCCUGAAGAACCUGCGUCCUGAGGACAGUGGCAGGUACACGUGCCGUGUGUCCAACCGCGCAGGCGCCAUCAAUGCAACCUACAAGGUGGAUGUGAUCCAGCGGACGCGCUCCAAGCCCGUCCUCACGGGCACGCACCCCGUGAACACGACCGUGGACUUUGGGGGCACCACAUCCUUCCAGUGCAAAGUGCGCAGCGAUGUGAAGCCGGUGAUCCAGUGGCUGAAGCGUGUGGAGUAUGGUGCCGAGGGCCGCUACAACUCCACCAUCGAUGUGGGCGGCCAGAAGUUCGUGGUGCUGCCCACGGGGGAUGUGUGGUCGAGGCCCGACGGCUCCUACCUCAACAAGCUGCUCAUUGCGCGCGCACGCCAGGAUGAUGCCGGCAUGUACAUCUGCCUGGGGGCCAACACCAUGGGCUACAGCUUCCGCAGUGCCUUCCUCACCGUGCUGCCAGACCCCAAGCCACCAGGGCCCCCCGUGGCCCCCUCGUCCUCGACCACCAGCUUGCCAUGGCCCGUGGUCAUCGGCAUCCCGGCUGGCGCCGUCUUCAUCCUUGGCACCGUGCUCCUGUGGCUCUGCCAAGCCAAGAAGAAGCCGUGCACACCCGGGCCCACCCCGCCUCUGCCUGCACACCGCCCGCCCGUGGCCGCCCGCGACCGGGCCGGGGACAAGGACCGUCCCAUGCCCCCCAGCCUCGGCCCUGCCCCUGGUGUGGGGCUGUGCGAGGAGCUCGGGCCUCCAGCGGCACCCCAGCAUCUGCUGGGCCCGGGCCCAUCUGCCGGGCCAAGACUUUAUCCCAAACUCUACACGGAUGUGCACACGCACACACACACACACACGCACUCGCACACGCACUCGCAUGUGGAGGGCAAGGUCCACCAGCACAUCCACUACCAGUGCUAGCCAGUGCCACAGGGUGGGGCUCCU
Molecule: messenger RNA, 1866 nt
Organism: Lontra canadensis (Northern American river otter)
Lineage: Eukaryota; Metazoa; Chordata; Mammalia; Carnivora; Mustelidae
Gene: FGFRL1
Product: fibroblast growth factor receptor like 1
Exons: 7
Coding region: 322-1842 (506 amino acids)
Cellular component (GO): plasma membrane
Molecular function (GO): fibroblast growth factor receptor activity; fibroblast growth factor binding
Source: RefSeq, a predicted model, not a curated record